Otolemur garnettii (small-eared galago) is the source of this 3154-nucleotide messenger RNA. It is a transcript of the gene FYB1, whose product is annotated as FYN binding protein 1. Bases 159 to 2687 code for a protein of 842 amino acids. NCBI's taxonomy places the organism in Eukaryota, Metazoa, Chordata, Mammalia, Primates, Galagidae. Gene Ontology annotation, molecular function: lipid binding; protein binding. Gene Ontology annotation, cellular component: plasma membrane. Gene Ontology annotation, biological process: integrin-mediated signaling pathway; protein localization to plasma membrane; T cell receptor signaling pathway. The transcript has 19 exons. The record is from RefSeq and is a predicted model, not a curated record.
GCCAAAACCAGCGCAUCCAGUACAAUUAGAGAACCAUAAAAGGCAAACACAUUAAAGGACCUUAACUUUGUUGGCGUCCAGAAAAAGGAAGAGAUCAGUGGCCCCGCAGCAGAGAAGUCUUCCUGGAAAAGGAUGGAAAAGCAGAUGUGAAGUCCCUCAUGGCGAAAUUUAACACAGGGGGCAACCCAACAGAGGAGGUGGCAGUCAAUAGCCGGCCCUUCAAAGUCACAGGACAAAACUCACCUUCAGGAAUACAAGCAAAAAAGAACUUGUUCAACAACCAAGGAAAUGCCAGCCCUCCUCCUACAGGACCCAACAAUGUACCUAAGUUUGGGUCCCUAAAGCCACCGUUGGCGGUGAAACCAUCUUCUGAGGAAAAGCCUGACAAGGAACCCAAACCCCCAUUUCUAAAGCCAACUGGAGCGGGCCAAAGAUUUGGAACCCCGGCAACCUCAGCCCCCAGAGACCCUGAGGUGAAACCAGGAUUUCUGAAGCCUGUAGGCCCCAAGCCCAUCACUUUGCCCAAAGAAGAUUCCAAACCUGUGUUUCCCUGGCCUCCUGGAAAUAAACCAUCACUUCACAGUGCAAACCAAGACCAUGACUUAAAGACACCAGGCCCGAAACCUGGACCUGCUCCUCCAGACCCAGAAAAUGAACAGAAGCAAGCAUUCCCGAAGUUGGCUGGGGUGAAAGGCAAAUUUAUGUCAUUAUCACAAGAUCUUGACCCCAAACCCCUGUUUCCCAAACCUGCCUUCGGCCAGAAGCCAUCUCUGAGUACCGAGGACUCCCAUGAGGGUGAGAGCCCUACUAAGAAUUCAUCUCUACAGAAAGGCACCCCAGCUCCUCUGGGAGCGAGGUCCAAAGGUGGCCCUUUAAAACCAGCAAAGGAAGACCCAGAAAAAAAAGACCACACUGGUGAUACGUCAAGUUCACCUUUUCCUGGAGUGGUUCUGAAACCCACUGGGAUUAGAGGAGGCCCAGGCCUCUCCAAAAAUGGUGAAGAAAAAAAAGAAGAUAGGAAGAUAGAUGCUGCUAAGAAUAUCUUUCUCAGCAAAAUGAAUCUGGAAGAGUCUACCUCUGGGGCUCCUCCCGCCAAGUUCCCAAAGGCCCCUUCUAAGCUGACUAUGGGGGGGCCGUGGGGCCAAAGUCAGGAGAAGGAAAAGGGAGACAAGAAUUCAGCCACUCCAAAGCAGAAGCCAUUGCCUCCCUUGUUUACUUUGGAUCCACCUCCACAAAAGCCCAGCAGACCACCAAAUGUUGACCUGUCGAAAUUCCGAAAAACCACUUCUGGAAACAGUACCAGCAAAGACCACACGUCUUACUCAACAACUUCUCUGCCGCCGCCUCCAUCAUCCCAUCCGGUCAGCCAGCCACCCUUGCCAGCAUCUCACCCAACACAACCACCGGCCCCAAGCCUACCGCCCAGAAACAUUAAACCUCCACUUGACCUAAAAAGCCCUGUAAAUGAAGAAAAUCAGGAUGGUGUAAUGCACGCUGAUGGUACUGGAAAUCUAGACGAGGAACAAGAAAGUGAAGGAGAAACAUACGAAGACAUAGAAGCAUCCAAAGAACGAGAGAAGAAGAGAGAAAAAGAGGAAAAGAAGAGAUUGGAGUUGGAGAAAAAGGAACAGAAAGAGAAAGAAAAGAAAGAACAAGAAAUAAAGAAGAAAUUUAAACUAACAGGCCCUAUUCAAGUCAUCCACCAAGCAAAAGCUUGCUGUGAUGUCAAAGGAGGAAAGAACGAACUGAGCUUUAAGCAAGGAGAGCAAAUUGAAAUAAUCCGCAUCACAGACAACCCUGAAGGAAAAUGGUUGGGCAGAACAGCAAAGGGGUCAUAUGGCUAUAUUAAAACAACUGCCGUAGAGAUCGACUACUAUUCUUUGAAACGGAAACAAACCACACUCGGUGCUCUCUCAAUACCUACCGAAGAUGACCAGGAAGUGUACGAUGAUGUCGCAGAACAGGACAACGUUAGCAGCCACAGUCAGAGUGGAAGUGGAGAUGCACCUGUAAAUAUAAAGAAUCUGAAUGUCCAUGCAAUGUCUUCACAUACCACUAAUUACUACAUUCUGAUCAAUGCCUGCAUGCUCCAAAGCUCCACGCUACAGGUUGAAGAGAAGAGUAACACGUGGUCCUGGGGGAUUUUGAAGAUGUUAAAGGGGAAAGAUGACAAAAAGAAAAGUAUACGAGAGAAACCUAAAGUCUCUGAGUCAGACAAUAAUGAAGGUUCAUCUUUCCCCCCUCCUCCUAAACAAUUGGACAUGGGAGAUGAAGUUUAUGAUGAUGUGGAUACCUCUGAUUUCCCUGCUCCAUCAGCAGAGAUGAGUCAAGGAAUCAAUAUUGGAAAGGCUAAGACAGAAGAAAAAGACCCCAAGAAGCUAAAAAAGCAAGAAAAGGAAGAAAAAGACUUCAGGAAAAAAUUUAAAUAUGAUGGUGAAAUUAGAGUCCUCUAUUCAACCAAAGUUGCAUUGUCCUUAACUUCUAAAAAGUGGGGCACCAGAGAUCUACCAGUAAAACCUGGCGAAUCUCUUGAAGUUAUACAAAACACAGAUGAAACAAAAGUUCUCUGCAGAAACGAAGAAGGAAAAUAUGGGUAUGUCCUUCGGAGUCAUCUGGUAGACAAUGAUGGAGAUGACGGAGAGAUCUAUGAUGACAUUGCUGAUGGUUGCAUCUAUGACAAUGACUAGCACUCAGCUUUGGUCAUUCUGCUAUAUUCCUUAGUUGCCAAUAUGAAGUCUGGGUUUUAACUGGCACGUUAUUGGGUAUCACAGAAAAUGAGUGCACAAAACUACUUACUGCCAUUUGUCAUGAAAUCCCUAUUAUAUUUGUAAACUUUUGAAAAUUUGGACAUAGAAAAUGAUCUGUCUGUUUCAUCAGUGUCUCAGAAGACUAUAUUAAUGAGAUAUAAAGAAUUAUUGAAUACCCCAUUCUGCUUUGGCUACAAUUAUGAAGACACCUCUUUUAGAUCAUCAGUAAACAAUUCCCCCUACUCAAAAAAAAAAAAAAAAGAGGAAAUUUGUUCAAGAAGAAAUGACUAUCCUGUCUGAAACAAACAUAAGGAAGAAGAAUAAAGAAUAUAAGGAAGAGAAAUUUAAAACACUUUACAAAAAGGAAAACUAUUGUUUAUACCUCUAAUUGUGAUUACUUCUUAUAU